Molecule: messenger RNA, 693 nt
Organism: Naegleria fowleri
Lineage: Eukaryota; Heterolobosea; Eutetramitea; Acrasida; Naegleriidae
Exons: 1
Coding region: 1-693 (230 amino acids)
Biological process (GO): tryptophanyl-tRNA aminoacylation
Cellular component (GO): cytoplasm
Molecular function (GO): tryptophan-tRNA ligase activity; ATP binding
Source: RefSeq, a predicted model, not a curated record
AUGGCGAAUAAAAUUACAAGCCUUCUUUUCUUUUUGGAAAUGCUGAUUCUGAGUGAUAUCUUUCAGAGAGCUUUUUCAUUUGGGGUGACAUUGCUUCAUCCAUUGUUUCUUCUUUGUCUUGCCAACUCGCUCCAUAACCGUGGACAGAAUCCAUUUUCAUUUCUUUUGGAAUGUGAACACGAUCUUCAUGAAAAGUUUUUGUGGAAAGAUUUGGAAUUGAAAGAACCUUAUCGUUUAUCCUAUGAGAAUGGAAGAGAUAUUAUUGCCUGUGGUUUUGACAAGGAAAAGACCUUUAUUUUUUCCAAUCUCGACUACGUGUCACAUUUGUAUCCAGUGGUUUGUAAAAUCCAAAAAGAAGUGACCACAAGUCAAGUGAAGGGUGUGUUUGGUGUGUGUGACAGCAAUAAUAUUGGGGAUAUGUCAUUCCCAGCUAUUCAAGCUCCAUCCUUCGAUCAAUGGUCUUUUCCUCACAUCUUCCCAGAAGAUAAAUUUGGAAAGUAUGGUGUUGCUUGUUUAAUUCCAUGUGCCAUUGAUCAAGAUCCUUAUUUCCUUGUCACAAGUGAUGUUUCCAGAAAAUUGAAAUGGAAAAUUCCAAGUGUCAUUCAUUCAAAGUUCUUCCCUGCAUUGCAAUCCAAGAAGAUGUCUGCCUCCUCUGAAACAUCAUCAAUUUAUUUGACAGAUACUCCAAAGUAA